AUGAAUCGCCUAUUCGGCAGCAAGAGUGCGGCUCCUAAACCGACUCUAGACGGCGCAAUCACCAAGGUAGACAAGCCCAGAUACACACACUUCAAACCUACCAAACACUCCCCCCAAUCUAACAACCAACCACAGGUCGAAGACCGCGUCUCCAGCCUAGACGUCAAGCUCUCAGCCCUUAACACCGAACUCUCAACAUACCAAGCCAAACUGUCCAAAAUGCGCGACGGACCCGGCAAAAACGCUCUUCGCCAAAAAGCCCUUAAAGUCCUACAACGCCGCAAGCAAAUUGAAGCCCAAAGAGAUCAACUCUCCCAACAAUCAUGGAACAUGGAACAGGCAGGAAUGAUGCAAGAUAAUCUUAAGAAUGUGAUGACGACCGUUGACGCUAUGAAAACAACAACGAAAGAGCUGAAGAAACAGUACGGAAAGGUGGAUAUUGAUAAGAUCGAACGGAUGCAGGAUGAGAUGGCGGAUUUGAUGGAAGUGGGGAAUGAGAUCCAGGAGAGUAUUUCUAGGGCAUAUGACUUGCCGGAGGAGGUGGAUGAGGCGGAUUUGGAUGCGGAGUUGGAGGCGCUGGGUGAGGAGUCGAUGUUUGAUACGGGGAUAGGCGAGGAUGCCAUGCCGAGUUUUUUGCAGGAUGAGGUUGCGCCACCGCAGUUUAUUGAUGAGCCGCCUGAGCAGGCGAAGGUUAGGGAGGCUGCGGGUGGCUUGGGUUAA
Molecule: messenger RNA, 720 nt
Organism: Penicillium angulare
Lineage: Eukaryota; Fungi; Ascomycota; Eurotiomycetes; Eurotiales; Aspergillaceae
Product: putative SNF7 family protein (Cta1)
Exons: 1
Coding region: 1-720 (239 amino acids)
Biological process (GO): vesicle budding from membrane; late endosome to vacuole transport via multivesicular body sorting pathway
Cellular component (GO): multivesicular body
Source: RefSeq, a predicted model, not a curated record